AUGGGUGGUAAGGACGGUUUGCGCCGGUCAAUCGGAUCGCCACGCCCAACGUACCUGCCAAAUCUAUUGGCUCGGCCGAUCGAGCCCCCGUGUAUUUCUUUCUUCUGCGCACCAACCACACCCAUCGAGAGUGUAAUUCGUCUCAGUCUCUCUUUUUUUAUGUAUCUCUCAAACUCUCUCUUUCUCUCAAACUCUCUCUCUCUCUCAAACUCUCUCACUCUCUCUCUCUCUCAAACUCUCUCUCUCAAACUCUCUCUCUCAAACUCUCUCUCUCAAACUCUCUCUCUCUCUCAAACUCUCUCUCUCUCAAACUCUCUCUCUCAAACUCACUCUCUCACUCUCACUCUCUCUCAAACUCUCUCUCUCAAACUCUCUCUCUCAAACUCUCUCUCUCAAACUCUCUCAAACUCUCAAACUCUCUCUCUCAAACUCUCUCUCUCAAACUCUCAAACUCUCUCUCUCAAACUCUCUCUCUCAAACCCUCUCUCUCAAACUCUCUCUCUCAAACUCUCUCUCUCAAACCCUCUCUCUCAAACUCUCUCUCUCUCUCUCUUUCUCACGCCAAUUCAUCUCGCCGUCAAGCUUGUGUACGAACAACGUGUACUGCCCCUCUGCCAGCCAUGA
Monosiga brevicollis MX1 is the source of this 624-nucleotide messenger RNA. RefSeq lists its product as uncharacterized. The record is from RefSeq and is a predicted model, not a curated record. NCBI's taxonomy places the organism in Eukaryota, Choanoflagellata, Craspedida, Salpingoecidae. Bases 1 to 624 code for a protein of 207 amino acids. The transcript has a single exon.